Molecule: messenger RNA, 1033 nt
Organism: Aspergillus steynii IBT 23096
Lineage: Eukaryota; Fungi; Ascomycota; Eurotiomycetes; Eurotiales; Aspergillaceae
Exons: 1
Coding region: 169-891 (240 amino acids)
Source: RefSeq, a predicted model, not a curated record
ACUCGGACACAAGAUGGAUCUAUGACCGACUAACCGACAUUCCAGCGUCGUCGAUGUCAUUCUGACGCCAACAUCCAACGGGGGAUCCACUUGCAGCACCAAGACCGAACACCCCCAGUUCCCCAGAACGCACGUACCUGGGAUCUUCAUUGAUCAACUGCAAGGAUCAUGCCCUCCAGUCAAUCCCCCGAGCCCUCGGCCGCUUCACGAUUCCUCCAAUCCGAGGUGUACCGACUCGGCGCCCAGCCGGGCCUGCGCUCUCUACCUCCAAGCCCUGAUCGCGACUUCCUGACCCUGACUUGGGGUCCCAUUAUCUACCGCACGACGUAUGCUCCCGAAUCGGACCGUCUCUUGCCUAUAUUCCUGCGGGCGCUGAACAACGAAACCCAACAAGCGCUUCCACGAUGUCUCUCGGGAACACCCAAGCAACUGCAUCUUUUGGAAACCACCUACGCGUCCAAGGUCUUCAGCAUUGAGGACUCGUAUCAAGGAGCAAACGAAGCAACCAUCCGGAAGGCCUUCCGGCAAUGGAAGAUCGCCCUAGCAUUGCCCUCGUUUGAAUUGCCCGUGCGACUGAGGAUAUGCCUGAUCGUCGACGAAGUUGCAUUGGCUUCACUGACGAAAAGAGUGGACGCGGCUGCAUCGGAAGGAAAAGAUAGUGACCUUUCGCGAUGUCCGGUUAAGGUUGUGGAGGAGAAUUUUCCAGAUAAAUUGCGAAGGAAUUCGAAUCCUGCCAUUGGGCCGUAUCCCGGCUGGACGACGGUGGUAUUAUCGUCACUUGUCGAGGUGUAUAAUGGACUGCGACAUGGAAAUGGCCUGGUGGAGUACCAUCAGCCAGGCCGGGUAUAUACAGGGAACGGACAAUGGGAGCUGGAGCGUGACGUGCUAUAAAGAACUCCACUGUACAUAGACAGCUCAGGAUCUUUGCGAAGUUUUGAGCAAAUCAUGAUCCCGAUGGCUUAUCAUGAAACCCAUUUAUUGGGAAGUGUUAAAGAACUCCCACAUUAAACCAUCGAAGUCAGGGACCCCUGUC